Molecule: messenger RNA, 1339 nt
Organism: Aspergillus eucalypticola CBS 122712
Lineage: Eukaryota; Fungi; Ascomycota; Eurotiomycetes; Eurotiales; Aspergillaceae
Product: glycoside hydrolase family 43 protein
Exons: 2
Coding region: 130-1122 (330 amino acids)
Biological process (GO): carbohydrate metabolic process
Molecular function (GO): hydrolase activity, hydrolyzing O-glycosyl compounds
Source: RefSeq, a predicted model, not a curated record
AUCUCUUCCAUCGCACCUAAAUAUAACAGAAGCAAACCCCCAACCGGGUCUGCAGACUCCUUACAGCAACACUACUACUACUACAUAUCCAUUCCUCAAUACUACCUACCUUCCCAAAACAAAGACACCAUGCUGUGGACCCAUCAUCUCCCGACCCUCUGGGCGCUAACCCUCACCCUACUCACAUGCGUACUAUCCUCCCCCAUCGACAUCCGAGCCACAGCCGGACCCUGGCUAGCCCUAGACACGGACUUCCCAGACCCGGGCUUCGUCCAAGCCGACGACGACACCUGGUACGCCUUCGGCACGAACGGCAACAACCGCACGGUACAAGUAGCCAAAUCCACCGAUUUCAAAACAUGGACCCUCCUAGAUAAAGAAGCCCUUCCCACACUAGCAGGCUGGGAGACGCAAAUCGACCACUGGGCUCCAGACGUAGUCCGCCGCAACGACGGCAAAUACAUCCUCUACUACAGCGGCGAAGCCCAAUCCGAUCUCCGCCACCACUGCAUCGGCACCGCCAUCUCCACCACCACGGACCCCAGCGGUCCCUACAUCCCCAACCCCACGCCUCUCUCCUGCCGCCUAGACCAAGGCGGAAGCAUCGACGCGUCCGGCUUCCUAGACAAAGACGGCACGCGAUACGUGGUAUUCAAAGUUGACGGCAACAGCAUCGGCAACGGCGGGGACUGCAACAACGGGAUUGCUCCACUGAAGCCCACGCCCAUCCUACUCCAAAAAGUUGACACGGAUGGGUUCACGCCCGUCGGCGACGCAGUGCAGAUCCUAGACCGCGAUGAUAGCGAUGGGCCGUUAGUCGAAGCGCCGAAUCUGAUUCUCCAUGGGGAUAUGUACUUCUUGUUCUACUCGACGCAUUGCUAUACGGAUGAGAAGUAUGAUGUGCGAUGGGCGACGGCGGCGGAGAUUACGGGCCCGUAUACGAAGACGGGUAAGCAGUUGGUUAAGUCGGGGGAUUAUGGGUUGGUUUCGCCCGGAGGUGGCACGGUUUGUGGCUGUGGGGAUCGCAUGCUGUUUCAUGGGUUUUGUGCGGAGGGGGAUAGUAGGAGGUGUAUGUAUGCGGCGGAGGUGAGGAUUCAGGGGGUGGAGGUUGAGUUUGUUUAGUAGUUUUAUAUUAGUAGUAUUAUAUAGUAGUGUAGCUGGUUUGAUGGUUGGGGGGGUGGAUGGUGUUUGGAGUUUUAGGUUUGGAUUGGUUUGAUUUUGUGUUUUGGUGGUGUUUUGGGACUUGGGUUUUGUGCUAUAUACCAAUCACGUUCGUUUUGGAGAUGUCAAUUCUAUUGUCAAGUGCGAAACCUGGAAGAGUAGAGAGAGUCAUUUCAGC